Messenger RNA from Bufo gargarizans (Asiatic toad), 4150 nucleotides. RefSeq lists its product as uncharacterized. The record is from RefSeq and is a predicted model, not a curated record. The transcript has 33 exons. Gene Ontology annotation, cellular component: precatalytic spliceosome. NCBI's taxonomy places the organism in Eukaryota, Metazoa, Chordata, Amphibia, Anura, Bufonidae. Bases 102 to 3797 code for a protein of 1231 amino acids. Gene Ontology annotation, molecular function: double-stranded RNA binding; single-stranded RNA binding.
CGGAGUUGCUGGGCGCUCAGCGGAGGUUGGAGGCUGGGCAUUGAGGGACGGGUGAAGAUCCACUUUUGUGUCUGGGGGUUGUAAAGGUUGGAAAAGCAACCAUGAGCAGAGGACGGAGUAAAAGGAAGGUCCGGCGUACGUGCCACCUCUGCGAUACCAAGUUCGACAGUCAAAGGGAACAAGCCGAACACUUCAACGGGGCUUUCCACAAAUUUAUGAUGUCGAUAAAGCGAACGCAGAUGUCUUAUCUGGAAAACACCAAGACGCUGAACGAGCAGAUCACAGAGACGGGCAAAAAGGAAUCCCUGAUCGGUCUUGAGUACAUCUAUGAAUACGCAGAAGAUAGCAAUGGCGUCCGCAUGUAUGAGUGCCAGCUGUGUGACACUGCCUGCCAGUCGGAUGAAAUCUUCUUUCACAUUGUGGGAAUUCGGCACAGAGUCUUGUACCUGGUGAAGCAUCACCCUAUUAUGGGGAUCGAGGCCGACUUUGACGUGCAAAAUCAAGCUAGUUACCGAAAAUUAGCUAAUAAUGCCCUGGCCAUUGAGCAGACGCACGGAAGGAAGAAGAUAAAUGUUGUGGAUCAAGUUUAUGUGGAGAAACAUAAACCCUAUGAGGACAGUGAUUCAGAGAGCAGUUCUGAGGGCUCCAAAUCAAGUUCCUCAGACUCCAGGAGCGUGGAUUCCAGAAGAAGUAUGUCCCCCGUCCGGAGAGCUGCACGUAAAAGACGCAGACGAAAACACAGGGAAACUAAUAAAUUGAGGAGAGAGCGCAGAGCCCGGGCACGGAUGCUUCAAGAAGAUGAUGAUUAUCGACGACGAGAUGAUUCUCUAUCCAGGGAACGGGACCGUUACCUGGAAUCUCGCCGUGACAGUCUAGACAGGCAGAGAACCCAGGUACUUGAUUGUAGUGAAGAUUUCGAUGCCAGGAGCAUGCACCGUGUCGGUAUACCAGCGACUCUGCACGACAGAGACGAUGCAAGAGUUCUAGACGGAGCCCGUGAUGUCCAAUCCAGGUACCGUGAACUUGGCUCAGUAUAUCUGUCUGACAACAGAGACAUUCCAAAUUUACAACAAGACACCCGAGGCGGCAUGGCAUGGCAAUAUGGCACUGGUGCAGCCAUGUUGCCUGAUGACAGAGUUGGUUCUUUAGCUCAGCACGGUGUUGCUAGUGUCUCUCUGUAUCAACAAGAACGCCCAUUUCAGACUAUUGCUGGAGCUGCAUCGGCGCUUGGAACUACCGUCCCUCCCUAUCAACAAGAACGCCAGUUUCUGACUACUGCUGGAGCUGCACCGCCAAUUGGAGCUGCUGUCUCUCCGUAUCAACAAGAACGCCCAUUUCAGACUAUUGCUGGAGUUGCAUCGGCACUUGGAACUACCGUUCCUCCGUAUCAACAAGAACGCCCGUUUCCACCUACUGCUGGAGGUGCUCCACCACUUGGAAAUACUGUCCCUCCGUAUCAACAGAUACGCCCAUUACCGCCCACUGCUGGAGCUGCACCGCCACUUGGAACUUCACUUCCACUGGUUGGAAAAGGUCCAACACCUGAAGAUGCAGCUGAAGACUUGGAUUUGAGGCGGUGUAUCGGUGUUCGUGGCGGGCCCUCGCUCUUCCAUGAUGGGGACUAUAAAGGUUCUUCUGCUUCUGGUGACAGUAGGGACCACAGUAGGAGGCGAAACCGCUCGCCAGAUCCCCGCGAUAGAGCGAAUAGAAACAGAUCAACAUAUCUUGGGGACUGUGGUGACAUUGAUGUGCGGUUCAUGUUGCCCACGGGGGGCAUCUCAUUUCGAGAACUGAAGGCAGCUCAUGAAAAAACGUUAUUAGGAGGGUCCAGCAGCGGAAACCUUCCCCCGUGGGAGAAGAAGAAGGAAAAGGAUGGUGACAGCGACACGGAAGUGUGCAGCAUGGAGUUCAGUGAUGGUGAACCAGAGGAUUUCUGGUGCAACGAGGAGUUGUUUGAUUUCUUGAAAACCUACCACAUCGGCGAUGAAGAAGAUGUUCAGUUCAUCUUGAAAGCCAUAAAAGUGUUGUCUGAGUCUAUGAUGCGUCACAAAACGCGUAAGGAGGAAUUACAGAAGUGGAUUUCACAGGAGAAACAGAAGCUGGAAGAAGAAAAGAAGGUAUUUUUACAGCUUAAGAAACGUAAAGAGGAUAACAUAUUUGCCACAACCAUGAAAAGUACAGAACUGGAGAAUAUUAAACUGUUUAAGAAAGUGACCGGCGAGAAGAACGUCACCGCACCUAAACCGACUGCUGAGAAACCUCAAGAGACCGUCAAGCAGCCGGAGCAAGCGACCAGCUUUGAGAAGCCGCCCCUAUGGAGUCCUGCGCCGGCAGCUCCAAAAGCUGUUCCAAAACCUGCAGUGUCAUCGGCACAGAAAGUCGACCCGCCUCAGCCAAAGACCACCUCCAAGAAGGCACGGGCGUCUGGUAAAGCCCCAAAAGUUCCACAACCUCAAGCACAAUCAGUCAACGAGCCUCUGCCACUGACCAACUUCCAGAAGGCGCUAGUGUCCGGCAGUAUUGCACCUUUACUUGAAGCAGCAGGGUUCGUGACCCAGCCCCAGCAAGGGGCCUUCUCCCAGAAAGCGCUCGUGUCCGGUCUGGGGCCACUAGUUCAACAGCUUCAGAAACCUCAGGGCUCCGGAGCAGGUUCUAAUACAAAUCCGCGACUCCCUGGCCCCAAAACAGCUAAUCAAAGUACGCCAGGACAAGCCCCGGGCGGAUAUUCAGGCGCCGGAGCAGGCUCCAAUCCGAAUCCGCGAGUCCCUGGUCCCAGAGUGGCCAAUCCAAAUCUCCCAGGACAAGCCCUGGGCGGAUAUUCAGGCGCCGGAGCAGGCUCCAAUCCGAAUCCGCGACUCCCUGGCUCCAGAAUGGCCAAUCCAAAUCUCCAAGGACAAGCACAGGGCGGAUAUUCAGGCGCCGGGGCAGGCUCCAAUCCGAAUCCGCGACUCCCUGGCUCCAGAAUGGCCAAUCCAAAUCUCCAAGGACAAGCCCAGGGCGGAUAUUCAGGUGCCGGAGCAGGUUCCAAUCGGAAUCCGCUACUCCCUGACCCCAGAAUGGCCAUUCCAAAUCUCCUAGGACAAGCCCAGGGCGGAUAUUCAGGCUCCGGACCAGGUUCCAAUCGGAAUCCGCUACUCCCUGCCCCAAGAAUGGCCAAUCCGAAUCUCCCAGGUCAAGCCCCGGGCGGAUAUUCAGGCGCCGGAGCAGGCUCCAAUCCGAAUCUGCGAUUCCCUGGCUCCAGAAUGGCCAAUCCAAAUCUCCAAGGACAAGCCCCGGGCGGAUAUUCGGGCGCUGGAGCAGGUUCCAAUAUGAAUUCGCGAUUCCCUGGCCCCAGAUUCUCCAAUCCAAAUCUCCAAGGACAAGCCCCGGGCAGGUUCUCAGGCGACGGAGCAGGUUCCAAUCCGAAUUUGGGAUUCCCUGGCCAGAGAUUUUCUAAUCCAAAUCUUCCAGGACAAGCCCCGGGCAGAUUCUCAGGCCCCAAUAUGCGUUUUGGUCAGAAUACACAAAUUCCUGGUGGCAGACUUAAUCUGGAUCCCUCUAAGCAACAAAGGCCCUUCGGAGGACAAGCGGCAGUCAGAAAUCCAGAGCAGUACACCCAGGCCCAAUGGCAGUCCCAGUUCGGUGGCGCAGAAGAAUCUGAAUCAGAGCCUCAGAGUGAGCAGCCUACGGGUUCUGCCGGGUUCUCGUCAGACAGACGCCAAGGCACGUUCCCCAACCAGAAUCCUCCUAAACCUGGCGUCUACCCGGCCGGCAUCCUCAAAAACAGAACAGGGAACCCACCUUCUUCCUUCUCCUAAAACAGGCAAACGUUUAUAUGUCCUUUCCAUCUUGAUGCGGAAGUCCAGAGGCGGCCAUAUUAUCAGGAGCAACGCGUUAUGUUCACGUUAAUAUAACCUGUCACUAUGUACAGUCAUUACUUGUGUAUAACAUUUCAUGAAAGGGGUUUUCCAGGCGUUACAUCGAUACUGGAUAUUGUCUCACUCCAGCACCCCCCACCCAUCAGCUGUUUUAAGGGCUGUGGCACUCAUCGGGGGCGCUGCAGCCUCUUCGCUGUAUACCAGGCACAGCGCUGCACUUUGUGUAGUGGCCAUUCUUCGUAUAACGGCUCAAUGUCAUUCACUUAAAGAGGUUCUACAGUUAUUUUAAACUG